GGAUCUAGUCGAACGAAACUAUAUCUUGUGAUUUGUCGAGAACAAUUGGGUCAGCCGAUUGCAGUAAAUUGUGCCCUUCACUCGACUAUAUAAGCAUCCCUUGGACACAUCAAAAGCAUCAGUUAUUCUGCAAACUAACCAAAUUCAACAUGAAGCUGUUUGUUAUCGCCGCCGUGUUGGCCAUCGCUGCCGCCGCUCCAUCCAGUUACAAGCCGUACGAAAAAUCGUACGAGAAGGACUACAAAUACCCCGAGAUCACAGUUACUGGUCAAUCCGACGAGCGUAACGUUGAUGGCAGCGGAAAGUGGAACUACGCCCAGUCUGACUACACCACCCGUGAGGAAGCCCAGGAGCAAAAGAAAUUCACUGUCACUACCGUCGAUGAUUAUGGCAAAGAAUACACCGCGGAAGUCUUUGGCAACACCAACAAGGGAUCUUCCUACUGGAUUUCCCCUGAGGGCCAGAAGUUCACUUUGACCUGGGUUGCUGAUGAGGCCGGUUUCCAACCCAAGGGUGACCACUUGCCGGUUGCCCCCGUCCACGUCUACGAGCUCCCAGUCGCUCCCGUCCACGAAUACGUUCUCCCCGUCGCCCCCGUCCACGAAUACGUUCUCCCAGUUGCCCCAGUCCACAUUCCCUUCAACGGAAAGGGCUUCAAAAUCUAUUAAAGUAUGAUUCUUGGUUGACGGCUUAAAUUAUUUCAAUGUAUCUCCAGCUAUAUUUAUGGAACACAAAGUUUUAACAUUGUAAAAACAUCUUAAUUCAGACGUGUGAUGUUUUAUGUUAUGGAUUGAAUAUGUUGGUGUAAAUAAAGAAUGUAUUAUCUACCAUCA
This is a messenger RNA of Daphnia carinata, 833 nucleotides long. RefSeq names its product larval cuticle protein 65Ag1-like. The record is from RefSeq and is a predicted model, not a curated record. NCBI's taxonomy places the organism in Eukaryota, Metazoa, Arthropoda, Branchiopoda, Diplostraca, Daphniidae. The coding region runs from base 150 to 668 and encodes 172 amino acids. Gene Ontology annotation, cellular component: chitin-based extracellular matrix. Gene Ontology annotation, molecular function: structural constituent of chitin-based larval cuticle. The transcript has 3 exons.